CUCCACGCCCAGUGCCCACUCCCCUGCCCGUCCCUUGUUGCCAUAUGUACAGAGCAGCCAGCCCGGCAAGGAAGCCACUCUGACCGUCGGGGCUCGGGAUUUCUCGAAGCCAUAAAGAGAGGGAGAGGCCCCAAAAGGAGGAGGCUUACCAACACUCCGGUCCGUGCAAGCAGCCGCAGAGCCCGCCUCUAGUACCGCAAGGAAAGGAGGGUAAAGGAACCUGUUGCCCCCAAUGGCUUCCUCGCGCGCCGCCGCCGGGCCCUUCGCGCUCUGCAUUCUGCUGCUCGCGUCCCCGGCCGUCUCCGCCACAUUCCUGUUCGACGGCGGGAAGUCGGCGGCGAAGAGCAAGGGCAAGGGCAAGGCGGCGGUCGACGUGGAGUGGCGGCCGGCCACCGCGACGUGGUACGGCGAAGCCGAGGGCGACGGCAGCACCGGGGGGGCGUGCGGGUACGGGACGCUGGUGGACGUGGUGCCGAUGAAGGCGCGGGUGGGGUCGGUGAGCCCGGUGCUGUUCAAGGGCGGCGAGGGGUGCGGCGCCUGCUACAAGGUCCGGUGCCUCGACCACGGCAUCUGCUCGCGCCGCGCCGUCACCGUCAUCGUCACCGACGAGUGCCCCGGCGGCGGCCUCUGCGGCGGCGGCAACACGCACUUCGACCUCAGCGGCGCCGCCUUCAGCAGGAUGGCCGUCGCCGGCGCCGGGGCGCACCUGCGCGACCGUGGGCAGCUCAAGGUGAUCUACCGAAGGACGGCGUGCAAGUACGGCGGGAAGAACAUCGCGUUCCAUGUGAACGAGGGGUCGACGAGCUUCUGGCUCUCGCUGCUCGUCGAGUUCGAGGACGGCGAGGGCGACAUCGGCUCCAUGCAGCUCAAGCAGGCGAACUCGGCGAAGUGGCUGGACAUGAAGCACGUGUGGGGCGCCACGUGGUGCCUCUACGGGGGCCCCACGGCGGGCCCAUUCUCCGUGAGGCUGACGACGCUGUCCGCACCCAAGACGCUCACGGCCCGGGACGUCAUCCCCAGGAACUGGGCGCCCAAGGGCACCUACUCCUCCCGCCUCAACUUCGACGCCUCGCUCUGAUCGACCUUCAUCACAGCCGGGCCAUGUUUUAUCGGCCCGGGAUGGAGCGAAGGCAGGCCCACAUGGCGUUCUGCUGGAACUGGACGUACGUAGAUUGUGUUUUGUUGCAGGUUAAUCGGUCUGAUGAUCACCUAGUCGUAAGCUAGUGGUGUGGUGUGAGUAGUUUUGGAUCAGGAGGUGAGUGAUCUGGGUGCGGAGCAGCCGUCCUCUCCAAAAGGGAGAGAGAGCGUAUGCUGCUGGGAAUCCGAUGCGGAAGCCGAUCGAGAGGGUUUUGGACCCCUCUUGGUCGCCGCUUCACUCCUGCUGUCGUGUGCUGUUUUUAUCUUUUCUUUUUCCUGCUCUGUUUGCGUGUUUGUUUGCGCUGGUUGGUUGAAACUGAAGGGCUCGUGACAAAUGUGUUUCGUUUCUUCGAA
Molecule: messenger RNA, 1491 nt
Organism: Triticum urartu
Lineage: Eukaryota; Viridiplantae; Streptophyta; Magnoliopsida; Poales; Poaceae
Product: expansin-B17
Biological process (GO): sexual reproduction
Cellular component (GO): extracellular region; plasmodesma
Source: RefSeq, a predicted model, not a curated record